UGUCCCUUUGUAUUAUUUACUUUGAAAUUAUGAGUGAAAGAUUAUGUGCAAGUGACAAUGCGAUUUUGAGUUUUAUUUUCAAUCCUAAUCUACCUUUGGAAGACGUAGCCGCGACUUGUGGUGUGGAAUUAAAAGAUGAAGAGAUCCUGUCCAAAAACGAAGAAAUCACCAAAAAAAUUGAACUGGAGGCAAUUCAGUUAGCAGAACAAGGAGAUUUAUCGAAAGCUUUCGAUAUUAUAUCUCGAGCAAUAGAAAUAGCGCCUAAAAAACCGUCUUUAUACAGCAACAGAGCUCAUAUUUUACAAUAUAUGGGUAAAUGUGAAGCUGCUAUGGAGGAUGUAAAUAUAGCUAUAAAACAUUGUACUGAUAAACACAGGAAGACCAGAAGUUUGGCCCACUGUCAACGAGGGAUAUUGUACAAGAAAUUGGGCGAAAACGAAUUAGCUAAAACCGAUUUUGAAGUAGCUGCAGAACUCGGUAAUAAAUUCGCUAAAAAACAACUUGUAGAGUUGAAUCCGUAUGCGGCACUGUGUAACCAAAUGCUGAGACAAGUAAUGGAUAAAUUGCAAUAAAUAAUUUGUUCAAGUAUAUUUUAAUUAUAUUUUUAAUUGUACACCAUAUUUUAAAUCAUAUAAUAUUAAAUGCAAUAAACUGUCAUCAAUACUUUCAUUAUAACUAUGUAAUAAAUAGAUUAAUCUCGCAAUUAAUAGGAUGAUCCAAAUAAUGAAUGUUGAAAUUAAAAUAUGCAAAAGAAAAA
Molecule: messenger RNA, 757 nt
Organism: Diorhabda sublineata
Lineage: Eukaryota; Metazoa; Arthropoda; Insecta; Coleoptera; Chrysomelidae
Product: tetratricopeptide repeat protein 36 homolog
Exons: 4
Coding region: 30-572 (180 amino acids)
Biological process (GO): cilium assembly
Molecular function (GO): protein binding
Source: RefSeq, a predicted model, not a curated record